Messenger RNA from Coccomyxa subellipsoidea C-169, 940 nucleotides. Its product is annotated as zf-DNL-domain-containing protein. Gene Ontology annotation, biological process: protein import into mitochondrial matrix; protein stabilization; protein folding. Bases 186 to 665 code for a protein of 159 amino acids. Gene Ontology annotation, cellular component: mitochondrion. Gene Ontology annotation, molecular function: protein-folding chaperone binding; zinc ion binding. Lineage: Eukaryota; Viridiplantae; Chlorophyta; Trebouxiophyceae; Coccomyxaceae. The record is from RefSeq and is a predicted model, not a curated record. The transcript is spliced from 6 exons.
AAUUAUUGUACUCGUGGGGUCUGCAACUCGAGGUCAUCAUAUUAUAAAUCCGUGAGGCACGGCUUGAUUGUAGAUAUGUGCAGUUGCAAUCCUGUCUGGUGACUUCAGCAAUCCUCAUUCGUUCUCCUCCAAAGGUCAUCGAAAUCUGCACUUUAUCACUGGUGUGGUAUCAAGGUGCACAUACAAUGUUAUCAUCAACCCUCAGGAAAGUGGCUGCCACCUGCCUUAGGAGUGCAGCCAGAGAAGCACAGCAGGAAAGCAGGGUCUUGUCUGCAAACCAAACUGCACCUGCAACGCGGCUUCCAUAUAGCGAUCAUAGGUCACUUGGAGCUGCCACCUCAAAUGCUGAUGGGCAAAGCACUGAAGCAGAAGGAGCUCAUACAUCUUCUGGCAAAGACAUGCUUGCUGUCUUCACCUGCACCAAAUGCGAUACUCGAUCGGUGAAGCCCUUCAGCAAGCGAGCCUAUGAUCACGGCGUGGUGAUCGUGAAGUGCCCUGGUUGCCAGUCUCACCAUCUGUUAUCAGACCGGCUGGGAUGGUAUGGCGAGAAGCAGAACAUUGAGGAAAUCCUGCGCGAGCGUGGCGAAGAAGUGAUACGACGUGGCCGAGAUGAUGGCACCCUUGAGCUCACCUUGGAGGAGCUGGAAGGCCAGACCAGCAAGUAGCCUAGCCCUGAGGGCAAUCAUAUGGUGACAAAUGGAGCGAGGGAGAUUCUGGAGCGAUGUGUGAUGGAGCUGUCCCUAGAAACAGUGGAUAAUUGCAGUUGCUUGGGAGCUGAAGCCAGAGUCUUUGCAGUGCAAGUGUAUGACAUCCUGAGCUCCUUAGUGUUCAAGUAUCUAAAUCUUAUACCAGAUCUUACGAAGCGAGGAAGCUUUGAGCUGAAAGCUUAACCAGCAAGUAAGCAAUGUUGAUGCCUUCAAGUGUUGUAACAUUGACAGUC